AUGCUGGCCCUGCUCUCCAAGUCCCUGGCAUUCCUUGCCGGUAUCCAGGCCGUCGCGGCCCUGGCCAUACCCACGGUCCAGGACAAGGCCCUCGAGGUGUCCAAGCGUGCCAACGGUCCCAUCAACUCGGUGUACUUUACCAACUGGGGCAUCUACGGCCGCAACUUUCAGCCUGCGGAUCUCCCAGCCUCGGACAUUACGCACGUUCUCUACUCUUUCCUGAACCUCCGCGCCGACGGCACCGUGUACUCUGGUGACACCUAUGCCGAUAUUGAGAAGCACUAUGCCGACGAUUCCUGGAACGACGUGGGCAAGAACGCCUACGGCUGCGUGAAGCAACUGUACAAGCUCAAAAAGGCCAACCGUGGCCUCAAGGUCCUGCUCUCCAUCGGUGGCUGGACCUGGUCCACCAACUUCCCGGCCGCGGCCUCCACGGAGCAGGGCCGCGCGACCUUUGCGCAGACCUCGGUGGCCUUUAUGAAGGACUGGGGCUUUGACGGCAUCGACGUCGACUGGGAGUAUCCGGCCAACGACAAGGAGGCCAGCGACAUGGUGCUCCUCCUGCAGCGCGUCCGCCAGGAGCUCGACGACUACGCGGCCCAGCACGCCAACGGCUACCACUUUGAGCUCUCCAUCGCCGCGCCCGCGGGGCCGACCAACUUCAACAUUCUCAAGCUGGCCGAGCUGGGCCAGGUCCUCGACCACGUCAACCUCAUGGCCUACGACUUUGCCGGGUCCUUCAGCGACCACGCGGGCCACCAGGCCAACCUGUACCCGAGCCAGGACAACCCCGACUCGACCCCGUUCAGCACUCAGGUCGCCGUCGACGCCUACCUCGCGGGCGGCAUCCCCCCCGAGAAGCUCGUCCUCGGCAUGCCCAUCUACGGGCGCGACUUCACCGGCACCGCAGGACCCGGCACGCCCUUCACCGGCCAGGGUCAGGGCAGCUGGGAGCGCGGCAUCUGGGACUACAAGGACCUGCCCCUCGACGGCGCGACGGUGCAGUACGACGAGGCCAUUGGCGCCACCUGGACCUUUGCCAACGGCCAGAUGGUCUCCUUUGACACGCCCGACAUGAUCCGCCAAAAGGUCUCGUACGCCAAGGACCACAGCCUCGGCGGCAGCAUGUUCUGGGAGGCGUCUGCCGACAAGACGGGCGCCGACUCGCUCAUCCACACGGCCCGCGACGCCAUGGGGGGCUUGGACACGACGCAGAACUGCCUCGACUACCCGGACUCGCAGUACGACAACAUCCGCACGGGGCUGGCCUAG
Emericellopsis cladophorae is the source of this 1272-nucleotide messenger RNA. RefSeq names its product chitinase. The record is from RefSeq and is a predicted model, not a curated record. Gene Ontology annotation, biological process: carbohydrate metabolic process; chitin catabolic process. Bases 1 to 1272 code for a protein of 423 amino acids. Gene Ontology annotation, molecular function: chitinase activity; chitin binding. Gene Ontology annotation, cellular component: extracellular region. The transcript has 3 exons. NCBI's taxonomy places the organism in Eukaryota, Fungi, Ascomycota, Sordariomycetes, Hypocreales, Bionectriaceae.